Molecule: messenger RNA, 1390 nt
Organism: Dendroctonus ponderosae (mountain pine beetle)
Lineage: Eukaryota; Metazoa; Arthropoda; Insecta; Coleoptera; Curculionidae
Gene: Rsf1
Product: RNA-binding protein Rsf1
Exons: 2
Coding region: 193-813 (206 amino acids)
Biological process (GO): mRNA splicing, via spliceosome
Cellular component (GO): nuclear speck
Molecular function (GO): RNA binding
Source: RefSeq, a predicted model, not a curated record
UGUCAGUAAAAACCUUGUUAUCAUUUUGUGCAAGGGAGUGGGCAAUCUAUAGUUGUCUUCAUCUAUGGACUGACAUUCAGAUCGCGUCGUUUUUAGUAUUCAACACGGGGAAAGUACGGCGUCAUAAAUAAUUGUGAAAUCAAUUCAACGAUCUUCGAACUACUGCUGCGAAAUUGAACGACGUUCAGCAAAAUGGGAGACAGAGACAGAAGUUCAGACCGAGGUGCACGUGUUUACGUCGGAGGCCUCGAAGACGGGGUCAAAAAAGAAGACCUUGAGGAAGAGUUUCAAAAGUUCGGCAAAUUGAACAAUGUUUGGAUUGCGUUGAACCCCCCUGGGUUCGCUUUCAUUGAGUUUGGCAAUCUUUCAGACGCGGAAGCGGCUUGCGAUAGCUUGAACGGUAUCGAUUUUCUCGGUUCGAAAUUGAGGGUUGAAAUCGCUAAAGGCCGCUCGAGAGGCGGCGGUCGCGGAGGAGGCGGUGGAGGUUUUAGAGGCGGGAGAGGACGUGGUGGAGGAGGAGGAGGUCGAGAUGGCGGUGGUUUUCGCGACGGGGGCAGCUUUAGAGGAGGCCCAGGCGGUGGCCGAUUCGACCGAGGAAGACGAGGAGGUGGAGGCGGUGGCUUCCAGGGCGGCAGACGCGAUGAAGGCAAUCGGUUUGGCGGCCGGGACUUCGACAGAAGAAGCGACUCCUUUGGAAGUGGAGGAAGCGGUGGUGGUGGACGUGGCGGGCCACCCAGAAGGUUCGGCAGUAGUGGCGGUGGAGGUGGCGGCAGCUACCGCUCCCGAUCCCCGAUGGGAGGCCCCAGGCGUUAAGAAGCAGCAGUUAUAGAUGUUUAUUUUCAAGUUUUCCUGUUGCUUUUGGCUCGGAAGCCUGGUUUUUAUAACUAUUGUGAGAUAUUUCGCGGACAAUUUGUAUUUUAAUAAGGAGUCACCCUCCUUGUACAGGAUGUUCAUGUGAGAGAGACACGAGCUCUCUCCUAGGUUUAAGUUAUUAAUAUGUUAACAGCACGUUUGCCAGGAAUGCCAAAGCUUAGUGUGUGAAAAUUUCGUAAAUGCAUUGACAUUGUUUAAUCGGUUUUAGUCGGUUUGUUCUCGACUGGAAUUGCUGGUGUUAAACACUGCAAUUAAUGAGGAAAAAGCUAAGAUCUCUUAGGCCCUUUAGGUUGUGGAUGUCUUUAUUAUCUUCAUAUCGUGAUGUGUUUGUAGUAGUAUCCCGCAUUCACGUUUUUGACGAUGUUAAUAUUUUUAAUCUAAGGCAGAAAUGGUUGUUCGUAGCUUAGUCCUAUACCGACAAACUAUUUUACAAUUUGUAAGUGAAAACAAUCUUCCGGCUCGCUCUAAAGCAGCAAAAUUGUAAUUUUUAUGUUUAAAUAAAGUCAGGAUACCGUAA